AUGUCUUCCGGCUUUGUCAGUUCUGGCAGCGUAAACAGCAAAGAUGGCGACAAAGAGUGGAAAGAAGCGUACGAGAGGCUACAGAAGGAGCCAGAGGAGAACAAGGCCAAGGAAGAGGAGGAUAAGCGACCACUAGCAGAGCAACUAUACGAACGCAAGGCAGAAAAAGACGCUGAAUUUGAGCAGAAGACAAAGUUUUCGAACCAGUUCCGCGGUCUUGAACCAGACGAAGCAGGAUACCUCAAUGAUCUCAACGCAGGCAAGAACACCGAGACGAAGAGACGGCGAGAGGAGGAGGAGGAAGAAAUAGCGCAGUUCAAGCAGGCGAGGACGAGUUCACAGCCCACGCAUCCACCACGCUCACGCUCAACCAAACCACCACCACCAGCCAACACACCCCGCACACCCAAACCACCCAAGACAAACAAGGUGAAAGGCAGUUUGAAAGGACCGAUUGCAAUCAGCGACGAUAGCUCAGAUGAUGAUCAAGGUGAUGUUGUAGUGGCGACGUACAAAGCAGCAGCCAGCAAGCGAGACGAUGAGCGCAAACGAGAAGACAGACGCAUGGGGUGUGAGGCGCGUGAGGCGCCUGGCGUUAAAGGGGAGACGGUCGAUGAUCGCUUGGAGAACAGCACACACACACGCACGCGGAAAUCAUCGAAACCUCCGCCAUCGCCAUCGCCGUCUCUCCCCAAGAUGAAGAUGAAGAAAAUGGAUACAUCUAAGAUACUGGGACAGCUCCUCAAAGAGAAGACAACAAAUGAUGAGCUCAGAGCGGGUGCUGCGGGCCAGGAGGAUGCUUACAGGAGAUUUCUGGAGAAAGAGCGGCAGCUUAAUGAGGAAAAGAAACCUGAGGUUGAGGCGCUACAGGGUGAAGAAGACGCGGUUAGUUCAGACGACGAUGAAUUUCUCAUCCACACACCUCGAUUGGAAGUGGAUGGGAAUGAAAAUGAAAACGAUGAAAAUGAGCACAUCAACACACACACAUACAAAAAUGUCGUAGCUAAUGUGCUCACUACCGACAAAGCUACGAUGAAAAAGGACAAACAAUACAAAAAGCACAAACCCAACUACAGCUUCUUCGAUAUUGCCCAAUACCGCGAUCCCAAUACAGACACGAUAAUCGACGCGUUGCUCGAGACGGUGCUAACUACAAGCGACCUUUCUCCCCUCCAAAAAGACUGCUUGGUGGAGUACAAGCGGGUGCGUUCAGAGGGUGACAUGGACAAAGAGCGUGUGUACAUGUCAGUGAUAGUGCGCACUGUCAUUGCACACACUCGACCUCCAGUAAGUAUAAUGCACUUGAUAUUCCAUUUGAUGAUUAUGCAUGAACAUAUACCCUUCAAAGACACUGCUCUGCGCAUCCUCCAAGAUACCCUGCCUCAAUAUGACCGUGAAAGCGCUCCAUUUGGAUUAGCUGAUCUGCUAGCACCCCUCACCUACCUCGGCAUGUCGAUUGCGACCGAGAGCCUUAUCUACGGGGAGAGCAGGGAGAGUGGGAGGAGUGAGGAGAUGGGAAUGGACACACCAAAUCUCACGAAAAAGGAUAAAGCGGAGCUGAUAGGACAGAGUGCGCAGCGUAUAAAGAUACUCUCGCGACUGAUCCCGCUAAUGCAUUCCAUGACAUCACUUUCGCUACUCGGUACCGGCGACACUAGCGGGCUCUUCACGACGAUGGUGCUACUCUUGAUGGACAGAUCACUGAGCAGCAUCUACCCCCAGAUAGCGGCGUGUGCGAGCAAUGCACUCGACUCCAUCGGAAGCGGAAGGAGUGAGAUUGUCACCCACAACACCCACGACGCCCUCAAAAUUGAUCUUCAUGUCCUCGCAAAUAUCCUCAACGCGGCUUCGGGACAUGCUCCCGCUUUCCAGCUCAGCAUGUUGGAGAUAUUCCCGUCAGGUACACUACGCGCAAUGCGCAUGCGCAGAUGGCUGGCAUGGGCUAUAUUGCUCGAUGGGAAACAUGAGCCUAUCGAUACGCAGAAAUAUGAAAAAUCACCAAACAUCCAGCCCAUAAUAAAACAAUUGAAGGAUGUGGAUGGUAAAUUUACCGUCAAUCAGCAUACAGACUAUGACAAUCUCACCGAUUGCGUUGAAAUACUUUCAAUAGUGCUGACAGAUUUGGAAACUUACCUCAUCGAAGAGAGACAUAUGAUAAAGUUCAAACCGAGUAUGAGUUUUGUAGAUGGGGAUGGUGAUAAUGAUAGUGAUAAAGAUAGCAUAGCCCUUCUCAUCACUCUUCUCCGCUCACUCAGUGGGAUGAUCGUAGAUACACGUAACGCUGAUCUCGAAAAGAGCAGAUGCAAGGAUGUUUUACAAAGGCUGGAAAUGAGGCUGUAUUGGCAGCGCAAGACAUUUGUGCAGAAUAUGCAGAUAGAUUUGCAGAACAGGUAA
Messenger RNA from Wallemia ichthyophaga EXF-994, 2394 nucleotides. RefSeq lists its product as uncharacterized. The record is from RefSeq and is a predicted model, not a curated record. Gene Ontology annotation, cellular component: nucleus. The transcript has 4 exons. NCBI's taxonomy places the organism in Eukaryota, Fungi, Basidiomycota, Wallemiomycetes, Wallemiales, Wallemiaceae. The coding region runs from base 1 to 2394 and encodes 797 amino acids.